AUGGCGCAGGGGGCAGAAACGCACCAUUUCUGGAACCCGGCGUCAGCAUCAGCGUCUGGCGGCAAAUCUCUGGCCUUUAAAUCUGCCGUGGUGUUGACAUCUACAUUUACAGUCGCUUCGGUCGUGUCAUUGAUUGUUGAGCCACUCUACGGUGAGCAAUUGGUAGAGCAGUUCGUGAAAGACACGCAUGCCGGAGAGAGCAGUGUUCCCAAAGUUCCCAACGUCCUGUUCCCGGAAGAUUGGAGAUACAGAACACAUCGCUGGCCGCAGCUUCUUUUUAUGACGCAGCAAGAGACAGAAUUCGCACGGCGGAUGACGAUGUCCUUGGUAAUCGGCGCACUGCUUGGUAUUGAAAGACGAGAAUCCAACAGAGGAGCUGGCGUACGGACUAUGAGCUUAGUUUCGCUCGGAGCAUGCAUCUUCACCAUUGGUUCGCUUUAUGCCUUCGAAGAAGGAACGCAAACAUGGGAUUCAUCUCGAGUUGCUGCUGCGCUACCUUCAGGUGUGGGGUUCUUGGGGGGUGCAUUGAUCUUCAAAGACUCCGGCCAAAUUAAGGGGCUUACGACCGCCUGCGGUGUGUGGCUGGCUUGUGCUGUGGGCAUGUGUUGUGGCGGUGGGCUGUACUUCGUUUCCUUUUUUGGUGUGGCUGGUGUUGUGGCAAUGCUUCGUUUCGGGCCUCGAUCACCAAUGCCGGAGGAUGAACCAGACGUGACGGAAACAGAGCCAAAAGCACCCGGACUUGUCGAGGGGCUUGACCACCCGCUGGUCCGCAAGAGGUUCCAGUCUCGAGGCACCAGUUCAGGCCAGCGCUCGAGAAAGGCCGUUCGACUCCUGGACCGACUCCUCUUUCUCUUUGCCCAACCGGGCGUCCUCCACCGCUUCCACGCGAAGAGAAGCCUUCUGGAAACCGGGGAUGCGCCAGUUAUAGUCUUUGUGAUGGACAUAGGACUGAGGAUUCAGCUGGCUCACGAGACCUUCGACACAAUGCACCGACUGAGCCAGUCGGCCAUUACACAGACGGUCGCGAUCUCCUCUGGCCAACUACAUCCAGAGCCAACUCGCCUCCGCAUCCUCCAGCUGAAGCUCCAUAACCCGUCUAAUCUGUGCUACAUGCAUGCAGUGCUUCUGUCCUGGCUAUGGAGCCUAUCCUCCUGUCCUGUUCACCUCACUCAGGUUCCGGAGUGGCUCAUGCGAGGAUUCAGGAGCAUUCUUGAGUGCCAGCCAUCACAGCUCCUGCUGUCUCAGCCAACAUGGCUCAGCUUGCUACAGGACUGGACGUCGCCUCACAGGCAACAUGAUGCUGCCGAGUUUUUACAGUACAUACAUUGCCAUUCAUUGUUCCCACAGCCUGAUGUCUAUUGGCAGACUCGUGUUGAGAUUGACAGGCACACAUGUGUGGAAGAGGAGGGCAAUUCACCUGUGAUCAGCCUUCCACUCAGUGCUUCCACUUUGCAUGACACCCAAUCUCUGGUCAAUGACUGGCACACGCAGGCUGGGACUCGAGCUCUUAAUGGACGGGCUGAGCUUGUUGUGAUACAGUUGGCUCGCUACCGAGAUGAUUGCAGCAAACGUGAUGACUACGUGGCUCAUCAGCCACGACUCGCCAUCCCGACCUUUACCGAUGAUCAUACGACUAGCACGCAUCUGCUUUACUUCAGUUGCAAGCCAUUUGUAUUCACCUGGGAAUGCAAGUCACCUCUGGCCAUUAUCAGGCAAUUUUGUAUGAUCACUUGA
Molecule: messenger RNA, 1734 nt
Organism: Symbiodinium sp. CCMP2592
Lineage: Eukaryota; Dinophyceae; Suessiales; Symbiodiniaceae
Source: the annotation of a GenBank genome assembly